Messenger RNA from Coregonus clupeaformis (lake whitefish), 1110 nucleotides. RefSeq lists its product as uncharacterized. NCBI's taxonomy places the organism in Eukaryota, Metazoa, Chordata, Actinopteri, Salmoniformes, Salmonidae. The record is from RefSeq and is a predicted model, not a curated record. The coding region runs from base 1 to 1110 and encodes 369 amino acids. Gene Ontology annotation, biological process: response to bacterium. The transcript has 6 exons.
AUGAACCUCAGCCUCUCUGAUGCUGGGACUUACUACCGUGCUGUGGCCUCAUGUGGGGAGAUACUGUUUGGAAACGGGACCAAGCUGGACAUCGAAGUGGACACGGAAGACAUCGGCCAUCCAAGUCCUCUUCUGCACGCCUAUCUUGGAGACAAUGUGACUCUGCGAUGCUUCUAUCCGGACAGAUAUUCUUAUAUCUCAUGGUACAAGCUAAAUGUAGGACAGAAGCCUCAACUUGUAUCAACAAUUUACAAAUAUGGUGGUGGUGCAACAUUUUACAGUGAGUUUAAGGAUAACCCUCGGUUCAUAGUGCAAAGUGGAAACGGAUUUUAUCACCUACAUAUCUCCAACACUCAUCCAUCUGACUCCGCCACAUAUUUCUGUGGGGGACUUAAUGUUAAUGUGAUGGAAUUCAAAAAUGGGAUAUUUCUCAUUCUGAAAGGACCAAGCAAAGCUGUUGUACAGCAGCCUGUGUCUGAGUCAGUCCAGCCAGGAGACUCUGUGACUCUGAACUGUACAAUACACACUGAGACCUGUGCAGGAGAACACAGUGUCUAUUGGUUCAGACAUGGCUCAGGAGAAUCCCAUCCAGGAAUCCUUUACACCUAUGGAGACAGGAGUGAUCAGUGUGAGAAGAGCCCUGAGGCUGGGUCUCCUACACAGAGCUGUGUCUACAACCUCCCCAAGAGGAACCUCAGCCUCUCUGAUGCUGGGACUUACUACUGUGCUGUGGCCUCAUGUGGGGAGAUACUAUUUGGGAAAGGGACCAAGCUGGACAUUGAAAAUGGUUGUAAGGAGGACCAUGUUCUCUUGGUGUACUGUCUGGGUGUAGCGUUGGCUCUUUGUGUCAUCCUCAUCAUUGUCCUUGGUUGUGUUUUGUAUAAGAUGACCAAGAAAACCUCUCUGCUGUGUAGAGGAACGGACCCUCAGUCAAGUGGUCCGGGAGUCCCCAGUUCUUAUAAUCAGGAUCAAGAAGAUGAUGACACACUCAAGUCGGUCCAUUACGCUGCUCUGAACAUCAUCCACAAGAAGCCAAAGACCCAGAGACAGAGGGGCACCAUGGAGAGAGACACUGUGUAUUCUGGGGUGAGGUGCAAAAACAUGGACUGA